GAGGGGGACCGGCCGCCGUGGCGAGAGCGCGCCAGCCCCGCCGUGAUGCCCGCGCGCCCCGGACGCCUCCUCCCGCCGCUGCCCCGGCCGCUGGCCCUGGCCGCGCUGCCGCUGCUCCUGCUGCUCGGCGAUGGCGGCGGCGGGCGCGGAGGCGCCUGGGCCCAGGAGCCGGGGGCGGCGGCGGCGGCGGCGGACGGGCCCCCCGCGGCGGACGGCGGGGACGGGCAGGACCCGCACGCCAAGCACCUGUACACUGCCGACAUGUUCACGCACGGGAUCCAGAGCGCCGCGCACUUCGUCAUGUUCUUCGCGCCCUGGUGUGGACACUGCCAGCGGCUGCAGCCCACUUGGAAUGACCUGGGAGACAAGUACAACAGCAUGGAGGAUGCCAAGGUCUACGUGGCCAAAGUGGACUGCACCGCCGACUCAGACGUGUGCUCCGCGCAGGGGGUGCGAGGGUACCCCACCUUGAAGUUUUUCAAGCCUGGCCAAGAAGCUGUGAAGUAUCAGGGGCCUCGAGACUUCCAGGCGCUGGAGAACUGGAUGCUGCAGACGCUGAACGAGGUGCCCGCGACACCAGAGCCAGAAGCAGAACCGCCCAGAGCCCCUGAGCGCAAGCAGGGACUUUAUGAGCUGUCAGCGAGCAACUUUGAGCUGCACGUGUCGCAAGGCGACCACUUUAUCAAGUUCUUCGCUCCGUGGUGUGGUCACUGCAAAGCUCUGGCUCCAACCUGGGAGCAGCUGGCCCUGGGCCUUGAACAUUCUGAAACUGUCAAGAUUGGCAAGGUUGAUUGUACACAGCACUAUGAACUCUGUUCGGGAAACCAAGUUCGUGGCUAUCCUACUCUUCUGUGGUUCCGAGAUGGACAAAAGAUUGACCAGUACAAGGGAAAGCGGGAUUUGGAGUCCCUGCGGGAGUACGUGGAUUCCCAGCUGCAGAGCACAGAGCCGGAGGCCCCAGAGAGCGUCCAGCCUUCAGAGGCCCCGGCGCCGGCCCCUGAGCCUGUGGCCCAGGGCACUGUGUUGGCACUCACGGAAAAGAACUUCGAGGACACCAUUGCAGAAGGAAUAACCUUCGUUAAGUUUUAUGCUCCGUGGUGUGGGCACUGUAAGAAUCUGGCCCCGACGUGGGAGGAGCUGUCCAGGAAGGAAUUCCCUGGUCUGGCAGAGGUCAAGAUCGCCGAGGUGGACUGCACUGCCGAGCGGAACAUUUGCAGCAAGCACUCGGUUCAGAAAGGGGGAAGCCACCAGAAGACCAACCAAGAUGGCCCCGAGAAGUACACAGCUUUUACCUGCACCGACGGUUCUGUCUGUGAGCCUCCUGCAAACUGGACUCUCUCAACACUCAACAGAGAGAACUUUCUCUGCAAGAAUAGCUAUUUCUUUUGGAGCUAGACACUGGCGUUUUUGUUGUUAAGUAGAGAUUGGGGCCAGAGAGAAGAGAGGGAGGGAUUCAACUCUCCUGUGUUUCCUCCUACACUUUCAAGCCGCACUUAGGUUUCCUCCGGAGUCCACGUUACGUGUGGCACAGAGCGUGUAAAUAUUUGUGAAGGUCAGUGCUUCUGAAAAUACCUGUGUGCGCCCCUCAGGGGCCAGUGUCCUGGGCGCAACAGUGGAAUGCCACUGCCCUGCACGGUUUUGUUUGUGCUUGUUUUAAGGACUGACAGACUGCAGAAAAACAUUCUCCCACCCCGGC
This is a messenger RNA of Mustela lutreola (European mink), 1696 nucleotides long. It is a transcript of the gene TXNDC5, whose product is annotated as thioredoxin domain containing 5. NCBI's taxonomy places the organism in Eukaryota, Metazoa, Chordata, Mammalia, Carnivora, Mustelidae. Gene Ontology annotation, cellular component: endoplasmic reticulum. The transcript has 10 exons. Gene Ontology annotation, biological process: protein folding. Gene Ontology annotation, molecular function: protein disulfide isomerase activity. The record is from RefSeq and is a predicted model, not a curated record. Bases 46 to 1395 code for a protein of 449 amino acids.